This is a messenger RNA of Amaranthus tricolor (Joseph's coat), 339 nucleotides long. RefSeq lists its product as uncharacterized. Bases 1 to 339 code for a protein of 112 amino acids. Lineage: Eukaryota; Viridiplantae; Streptophyta; Magnoliopsida; Caryophyllales; Amaranthaceae. The transcript has 2 exons. The record is from RefSeq and is a predicted model, not a curated record.
AUGUCAGAGAAUGCUAGGAGUACAAGAGUAUCCAUUUUUAGGAGACUUGAGAUUUUGGAGUUAUUGCAUGUUAAAGAGGUAGAUUGUCAUACGAAAUAUUUGGGGUUACCUACUAUUGUUGGCAGAUCAAAGAAAGACAUCUUCUCCUUCCUUAAGGAGCACAUUUGGAAUAAAAUCGAAGGUUGGAAAGAAAGGUUGUUAUCUAGAGCGGGCAAGGAGGUUUUCUUAAAGGCAGUGGUGCAGGCUAUUCCGAUAUACAUGAUGAGUAUCUUUAAAAUCUCAGAUGGUAUAAUUGAUAAUAUUCAAUCCAUGAUGGCACGGUUUCAAUGGGAUCAUUAA